Thamnophis sirtalis is the source of this 1257-nucleotide messenger RNA. The record is from RefSeq and is a predicted model, not a curated record. NCBI's taxonomy places the organism in Eukaryota, Metazoa, Chordata, Lepidosauria, Squamata, Natricidae.
ACCGAGCAAAACAGCAUCUUGGAAUGAUCUAUUAAUGCAUUGUUAGAGUCCGUUGACAGCCAUUUCUUCUUCAUCAUGAGGAAGCAAUUGCCACUUGCAAUACUCCUAUCAUUUGUGAUGACAAAUGCCAUCAGUCUUUUGGAAAGUACUCAGCAGGAAAGACAGAGAUGUGAUGAGGAUACAGUGUUUACCACAAAAACUAAAUGUGGAGCUUGUUCUGUUAAUUAUAAAAUCCGGUGUCCUGAAGGUUAUAGCAAAAUGACCAAAGGCUCUGGGAAACGCGGCUGCAGAUACCAGUAUGAAACCCACUCUUUAACUCUUUCUUUCAAUGGUUGUCAGCAUACCUGUAUGCGAACGUUGAAGCAGCCACAAUGUUGCUCAGGAUACUGGGGACAAGACUGCCUAGAAUGUCCAGGUGGACCAUUAUCACCGUGCAGUAACAGAGGACAUUGUUUUCAAGGAAUUUGGGGGAAUGGAACCUGUACUUGCCAGAAAGCAUUUGCUGGAACUGCCUGUGAAAAGUGUGCAGAAGACAAUGUUUUUGGACCUAAUUGUACUUCAGUAUGCAGCUGCAUUCAUGGAACAUGCAACAAUGGGCUAACUGGUGAUGGACAAUGCAUGUGUAUGUCUGGAUACAAAGGUCUUCAUUGUGAUCAACCAAUACCAGAAUGUGAAGCCUUACAGUGCCCAGAAAAUUCCAGAUGUUCUGUAUCAAGUGUGGACAAAAGUCAACUGGAAUGCAAGUGCCUUCCCAAUUAUGAAGGUGAUGGCAAACAGUGUAAACCUAUAAAUCCAUGCUCCAAAAUGGUUUGUGAUCCUCAUGCUGAUUGCCUAUAUCUUGGACCCAAUCAUCAUAACUGUACGUGCCAAUAUGGAUAUGAAGGCGAUGGCCAAGUAUGCGUACCAAUAAAUCCUUGCCAAAAAAACUUUGGUAACUGCCCUAUAAGUUCCACCGUCUGUAAAUAUGAAGGCCCUGGAAAGUCUCACUGUGAAUGCCAAGAACAUUUCAGGAACUUUGUACCUGGUCGAGGAUGCAGUAUGAAAGAUAUCUGUGCAACCAAUAAUCCCUGCCAUGAGAAUGCAGUAUGCACAAUGACUGCACCAGGACAAACCUUGUGCAAAUGCCAAAAGGGCUAUGCAGGUGAUGGAUUUGUAUGCUAUGGAAACAUCAUAGAUCAAAUUAGAGAGAUGAAUAACGAACCUGGAGGAUAUUGGCAAGGAAAUCUGAUAUCUGCAAUAGAACUUUUUGGUGGGUAA